Messenger RNA from Sorex araneus (European shrew), 2091 nucleotides. It is a transcript of the gene DYTN, whose product is annotated as dystrotelin. Gene Ontology annotation, biological process: synaptic signaling. Bases 1 to 2091 code for a protein of 696 amino acids. The record is from RefSeq and is a predicted model, not a curated record. Lineage: Eukaryota; Metazoa; Chordata; Mammalia; Eulipotyphla; Soricidae. Gene Ontology annotation, cellular component: plasma membrane. Gene Ontology annotation, molecular function: zinc ion binding. The transcript has 15 exons.
AUGGACACUGAUAAACAAGAUGCUGGCAACGGUAUUGAGAAUUCCAUUUAUAGAACAGCCUUCAAGCUGCGCUCAGUGCAAACUCUGUGCCAAUUGGAUUUAAUCAACAGUUCUCUGAUCCAGCAAGUCCUGCUCGACCAAGGUCUCUGGGAGAUGAGAGCGACUUCCCUGUCUACACCACAGCUUUUCCAGGCCCUCCAAGACUUGUUUCAGAGAGUCGAGGUGAAAAGACCAGGACGGGUGUAUCCCAGGGCUUCAGAACUCACUCUAAGUCUUCUCACAGCAAUGUAUGACAGCACAGGAACGGGUUUUGUCAAGUUUAUCCCUGCCAUCGCUGCCCUGAUUGCCCUCUCAGGGGACAGCCCACUCACAAAAUACAGAGCUCUUUUUCAACUCUAUACAGAAAAUAACAAAGGAGGUAAGGACUCCGGCAACCGCAUGACUCGAAGGGCUUUGAGAAACCUACUAACAGAUCUACAACAGAUACCAACUGUCGUUGGGGAGAGUCGUGCUCUGUGCUCCGUGGAGAGUGCCACACGCAGCUGUUUCCGAGGGGUGCUGAGACGAGCAAUCAAAGAGGAAAAAUUUCUCUCUUGGUUGGAGUCUGAGCCUCUCAUCCUUUUGUGGCUACCCACCUGUUACCGACUCUCAGCUACUGAAAUGGUCAUUCAUCCCGUUCGAUGUAGAAUCUGCAGCAACUUUCCUGUCACAGGGGUGAGAUAUAGCUGUGUAAAGUGUCUCAACUUUGAUAUCUGCCAGUCUUGUUUCCUAUCUGGUCUUCAUGGCAAGUCCCACGAGAAGUCCUACCCUGCGAUUCAGCACUGUGCUCAGAUGUCAGCAAAGGAGAAUACAAAACUCCUUGUCAGUUCCCUCAGAAACAAACUGCUUCAAGGGCACGGGAUGGGGACAGAAGCUGCUAGAAGAAGGCAGUGGCUGCUAGACCAGAUGAAUCCAAAGGACACCGCUAACCAGGAACAUGAUCGAUGUUUUCAUACAUGGCUUGACUUCCCAUCAGAAGAGAAGAGUCCUGUGCUCAAAUGUCACGUCAUCCGGAAGGAUUUUCCUGACUAUCUGUUCUACAUUUCAGGAAGUUCUUCCAAGGGAGGAGGUAGAGAUAGAACAGAUACAGGACCCCCUCCAGGGGGCAACAUUUCACCUUCUCCGGCAGAGUUCUGGAUGGAAAGGUUCCAUAAAGUGCCCUUCGUGUCCAUCUCCCUUACCUAUCUAGUUCCCAACAAGCAGCCACUGUCUACCAUAGUCAGCCUCAGGAAUGAGCUGUGCAGGACUCACGAAUACAUAAAUGCUCUCCAGAAGGAACGAAGACUCCUUAAAAAACAGCUAAACCGAUGCAGAAACAAGAUGCAAAUAAUGUGUGCCUCCCAGGAAGAAACAAGCUACAGAUUUGAAACAAAGAUUCUUGAACUCAAAACCAACCAGGAGAGUCUGUGGACCAAAUUACAGAAAAUGGGACAGGAUCUACAGGCAAUGUUGCAGCCACUGUAUUCGUCACCUUCCUGUCAAAGUAUAGUUUCCAAGAGUGAUGAUGAAAAAGGUGGAAGACAUUUGAAAAAAGAUUCUUCCCAGAUAAGAAAUAGUUCUGUGGGUGGUUCAGAAAAGAAAUCUCUUCCUUAUUCUACACUGAUUAACAGAAGUCACCAAAGUCAAACAAAUAUAGAAUAUGCUCUACUAAAUGCAAACUUCCCAGAGGCCUCUUUUCAGCCGAGGUCAACACAAACUACCAAAGUACAAAACCAAGCAGAAAAGACUUGGAAUGAAGCCAUUAGUGUCCUACCACGUUCCCAUGAAGGACUGUCACAGACCACCCAUCAAACUACUGCUGCUGACAUAAACAACAGUCCUGCUUUGACACCUGUGGAAAGAAAAGAAACAAUUCACAAUCAGGAGGGAAAGGAUGAAUUGGAGGAAGAAGAACUUCAUCAACUAUUAUCAAAACUUACAGAUGCCUUCACUCUAGACAUGCCUUCAGGUCUGCAGUCUUCAGUGAACAUGGAUCUAUAUCAUGGAGCUGAGCUGGUGUGUGGGGCCUUCUCUAUGCUUGUUGAUCAAAUCACUUUGCCCAACUUGAAAUGA